This is a messenger RNA of Micromonas pusilla CCMP1545, 3024 nucleotides long. RefSeq lists its product as uncharacterized. Gene Ontology annotation, cellular component: nuclear envelope; cytosol. NCBI's taxonomy places the organism in Eukaryota, Viridiplantae, Chlorophyta, Mamiellophyceae, Mamiellales, Mamiellaceae. Gene Ontology annotation, molecular function: small GTPase binding; nuclear export signal receptor activity. The transcript has 2 exons. The record is from RefSeq and is a predicted model, not a curated record. The coding region runs from base 1 to 2991 and encodes 996 amino acids. Gene Ontology annotation, biological process: protein import into nucleus; protein export from nucleus.
AUGGCGUCUCUCGACGCGGACCUCGCGCAGCUCAGCGCGUGCCUCGCGCAGUCGCUAUCCCCCGAUCAGACCGCGCGCGGUCACGCGGAGGCGUUCCUCACCCAGGGCGCAUCGCAGCCGGGCUUCGGCGUCCUCCUCCUUCGCGCGCUCGCGUCCGAGGCGGCGGAGCCGCAGACGCGCCAGGCGGCGGCGGUGACGUUCAAGAAUCUCGCGAAGAACCACUGGGUCGCGAGAGAGCCCGACGUCGUCGGCGCGCCGCCGCCGUACUCGAUCGCGGACGCGGAGAAGGACCAGAUCCGCGCGUCGCUCGUGGGGCUGAUGCUCUCCUCCCCGAAGCUCGUCCGCGCGCAGCUCACCGAGGCGCGUUCUGCGCUGGCCAUCGUCUGCGCCGCGGAUUUUCCGGAGCGGUGGCCAUCGCUGCUCCCGGAGCUGAUUCAGCGCAUGGGGUCGUCGGGGCAGCGCGACUUCAACGCCGUGGUGGGCGUCCUCACGACCGCGAACGCGAUGUUCAAGCGCUAUCGCCAGGCGUACAAGAGCGACGAGCUGUAUAAGGAGCUGAAGUACGUCUUGGACGCGUUCGUGGCGCCGCUGCAGGCGUUGCUCUUGGAGAUCUCCGCCGCCGUGGACGCCAACGCGAACGACGCGACGCUCCUGACGUCUCUGUUCUCGUGUCUGCGUCUUAUCAUGCGCGUGUUUUACUCCCUCAACUCGCAAGAGCUCCCGGAGGUGUUCGAGGACGCGAUGGACGCGUGGAUGGGUCAGUUUCACAAAUACCUCGCCUACGAAAAUCCAACCGCGGCUAACGUCCCCGAGCUCGACCGCGUCAAAGCCGCGGUGUGCGACAACGUCAACCUGUACAUCGAGAAGAACGAGGAGGAGUUCCAGCGGUUCCUUCAGACGUUCGUCCAAGACGUCUGGACGCUGCUCACGAAGACGGGCGCGGGCGCGGAGAAGGAUCACCUCGUGACGUCCGGCGUGAGGUUCUUGACCACGGUUGCCAACUCCGUGCAUCACUCGCUCUUCGCGGGGGGCGACACGCUGCGUCAAGUGUGCGAGAGCAUCGUCAUCCCGAACUUGCAGUUCCGCGACGACGACGAGGAGCUGUUCGAGAUGAACCACGUGGAGUACAUCCGUCGGGACGUGGAAGGGAGCGACAGCGACACGCGUCGACGCGGCGCGGGCGAGCUCAUCAAAGGCCUCGCCGGGAAGUUUCCGAACGAGAUGACGACCAGCGUGACCGGGUACGUCGCCGCGCUUCUCGGUCAAUUCGCGUCCGACCCGGUGAACUCGUGGAAAGCGAAAGACGCGGCGAUCUAUCUGGUCAUCUCGCUCACGGUGAAGAAGAGCAGCGCCGCGAAGGGCGCGACGGAGACGAACGAGCUCGUCUCCGUCGUGGACUUUUUCCAAACCCAGAUCGUCCCGGAGCUCGCGAAAGCGACCGGUCAGGGGCCCGACGCCGGCGGGAUCGGCCAGGCGGUGUUGUUCGCGGACGCGCUCAAGUUCAUGACCAUCUUCCGGCAUCAGCUGCCCAAGGCGAUGAUCCUCCCGGUCGUCCCCGCCGUCGUCGCGUUGCUUCGCGCGGAAAACAACGUCGUCCACACCUACGCCGCCAUCGCUCUCGACCGCCUUCUGACGACGAGAGAUCCGCUGGGCCCAGGUGCCGCCCCCGGCGCCGUCACGCGCUCGACGCCGAGGUACGCGCCCGCGGACCUCGCGGCGACGACGGAGCCGCUGCUCACGUCGCUGUUCGGCGUCUUCGCCAAGACGGACAGCGGGGAGAACGAUUACGCGAUGCGAGCGGUGAUGCGCGUGAUCGGGUUCUUGGGCGAAGGCGUCAAGCCCGUCGCGGACGCGUGCGUGACGCAGCUCGCGGCGAUGGCGAUGGAGACGUGCAAGAACCCGAGGAACCCGGCGUUCUCGCACUACCUCUUCGAGUCCAUCGCCGCGCUCUUGCGGCACGCGAACGACCCGGGACUCGUCGGCGGGUUCGAGCGCGCGUUGUUUCCGCCGUUUCAGCACGUCCUGCAGGCGGACGUCGUCGAGUUCGCGCCGUACGUGUUCCAGCUCCUGUCGCAGCUGAUCGAGACGCACCCGAGCGGCUCGCUCCCUUCCGCGUACGUCGGGAUCUUCCCCGCGCUGUUGGUGCCGGCGCUGUGGGACCGGCAGGCGAACGUGACGCCGCUCGUGCGUCUGUUGGAAGCGUUUUUACGAAAGGCGCCGGCGGAGAUCGCGGGCGGCGGGUACCUGCAAGGCAUCCUCGGCGUGUUCCAAAAGCUCGUCUCGAGCCGCGCGCAUGAUCACCAGGGGUUCUUCGUUUUGAACGCGCUCGUGAGCUCGCUCGCGCUGCCCGCGUGGAUCGAUCAGCUGCCCGCGGUGUGGGGUAUCCUUUUCCAGCGGCUGCAGACGUCGAAGACGACCAAGUUCGUCAGGUGCCUCGUCGUGUUCGUCUCGUCGCUCGCGGUGAAGCACGGCCCGAGCGUCGUGGCGGACACGAUGGCGAAGGUGCAGCCCGGGAUCUUCGAGAUGGUGCUCGCGGGCCCGAUCGCGGACGCGGUCGGGGGCAUCACGGGGGAGAUGGAGACGAAAGUCGUCGCCGUCGCGUCGGCGCGGUUUCUCUCGGAGUCGUCGUCGCUCAUCGCGAACGACGCCGGGUGGGCGAAGCUCCUCACGAACGUCGUGACGCUCCUGGAGAAACCCACGGACGCCGGCGGCGACGGCGGCGACGCCGCGGACGCGGACGCGGAGCUCGAGGAGAUGGAAGCGAAGGCUGGGUACAGCGCGGCGUACAACUCGCUCGCCAACGCGAAGAGGGUCGAGGUGGAUCCGUGCGCUGAGGUCACGGACGUGAAAACGCACGUCGCGCGGACGUUAGCGACGGCGAGCGGCGGGAUGCCGGGGCGGAUGCGGGGGUUGAUUCAGGGCGGGUGCCCGCCGGAGGUGCAGAACGCGGUCGCGGGGUACUGCCAGGCCGCGGGGGUGAUGAUCAACUGAACGAAGUGAUUGUGAUUGACGAUUCUUUCGAGG